Molecule: messenger RNA, 1482 nt
Organism: Helobdella robusta
Lineage: Eukaryota; Metazoa; Annelida; Clitellata; Rhynchobdellida; Glossiphoniidae
Exons: 11
Coding region: 1-1482 (493 amino acids)
Biological process (GO): protein processing
Cellular component (GO): plasma membrane
Molecular function (GO): metalloendopeptidase activity
Source: RefSeq, a predicted model, not a curated record
AUGGACAAUUCUGGCGAGUUCAUAAAGAGCACCUACGAUGAAAAUAAUAAUACUUACAGCAAACUAGACCAUAAAAACAAAAACAACAACAACAAUAACAACAACAACAACAAUAACAACAAUAAUAAUGGUAUUAAUGAUGAAGAUAAUAAUAAUAAUAACAUUAAUAAUAAUAUUAAUAGUAACAAUAACUACUCAAUUCAUGAUAAUACAACAAAGGAUGUUGUGUACAACUCGACGGACGUAACUACUGAAGCCAACAACAACAACAACAACAACAACAACGAUAAUAAUAAUAGUAAUAAUAACAACAAUAAUACUGAUUACAUUAUUUUUAACAACAACAACAACAACAACAAUGGCAAUGACACUAAUUACAUUAACGACAAUGAUAAAAACCUUACUAACAUCAACAACAACAACAUCAACAACAACAGCAACAGCGACAGCAAGAACAACAACAACAGCAACAACAACAUCACAAAGCCGAUGGCAGUGAUGUCGGCCUAUAGGGAACUGAUAAUGAAAAUUUUUCAAAGUACUGAAGAUGUUGAGCCUGUCAUACAGAAUGUCUCGCAAAUUAUCGAGAGUAUCACCAUUAUGAAUAACGAUUCUUGGAUGAAGUUUUUCUCAUCCUUCUCACCUUCCAUCAAUCUCUCAACACUAAUCGCUAUCGACGAUUACAAUUACUUUUUGAACGUAUCCAAACUAUGGAUGGAUACUGAUAACAAAACGAAGGAUGACUAUCUAGGAUGGCAGCUGAUGUUCCAGCUCUUCGUUCCAAUGCUCCAGGCCAAUCUCGACAUCCGGGAAACCUACGAUGAGUUAAUCAAACUUAGGAGAGGAAAGUAUAGAGAUUGCGUGGAGUUGACGAAGUUCCAUUUCGAAGAAGUUGUUGGUUCAGAAUACGUCAGGCACGGAGACGGCCGAAUUGAAAGAGCGAUUCAAGUGGUUAAAGAGAUGAUUUUAGAGAUUGUAGACAUCUACAAUCUGACCCUCGAUAAGAACAACUGGAUGGACAAUGAAACAAGAUGGCGGGCUCAGGAAAAGUUGAAUAACCUCCAGUUUGUCGUGGGAGCCAAUGAUUUCAUCCUGAAUGAGACUACAUUGAAUAAGCAUUUCCAACACGUACAUAUAUGGGAGAAUACUUCGCAUUUUGAGAACAUUCUGGAACUGAAGAGGAACCGGAGACGCGAGAAUCAAGAGACUUACGAGUUGAACUUGCAGGAGUCAUACAUAAACUAUGGUUCUUUGGGUACAACAAUAGCCCAUGAAAUCUUCCACGUGUUUGAUAUACAAGGCUCCGCCUACGAUUUUGAGGGCAAACAAAACAAUUGGUGGUCGGAAAAUACAUAUUCAGAAUUCAAAAAAGGAACUGACUGCUUGGAGAAUGUCUAUUCCGUGCUCUUUGUUGACGAUAUGCAGCAACAACAGCAGCAGCAACAACAACGACAUAAACAACGCUGUCGCCGCUACCAGUAG